This is a messenger RNA of Tympanuchus pallidicinctus (lesser prairie-chicken), 2725 nucleotides long. RefSeq names its product patched domain containing 1 (gene PTCHD1). The transcript has 3 exons. Gene Ontology annotation, cellular component: plasma membrane; synapse. The record is from RefSeq and is a predicted model, not a curated record. Gene Ontology annotation, biological process: chemical synaptic transmission; cognition. The coding region runs from base 55 to 2721 and encodes 888 amino acids. NCBI's taxonomy places the organism in Eukaryota, Metazoa, Chordata, Aves, Galliformes, Phasianidae.
AGCCGCGGGGGCCCCGGCGCGGCGCUCGCCCUCCUGCGCGCCCUCCGCACUAGGAUGUUGCGGCAGGUCUUGCACAGGGGGCUGGGGACGUCCUUCUCCCGGCUCGGCCACUUCGUCGCCAGCCACCCGGUGUUCUUCGCUUCGGCGCCCGUGCUUAUCUCCAUCCUGCUGGGCGCCAGCUUCAGCCGCUACCAGGUGGAGGAGAGCGUGGAGCACCUCCUGGCCCCCACCCACAGCCUGGCCAAGAUCGAGCGGAACCUGGUGGACAGCCUCUUCCCGGUGAACCGCUCCAAGCACCGGCUCUACUCCGACCUGCAGACGCCGGGGCGCUACGGCCGGGUGAUCAUCACCUCCUUCCGCAAGGCCAACAUGCUGGACCAGCACCACACCGAUCUCAUCCUCAAGUUGCACUCUGCUGUGACCAGGAUCCAAGUGCAAAGACCUGGUUUCAAUUACACGUUUGCCCAUAUAUGUAUCCUGAACAAUGACAAGACAUGCAUAGUGGACGACAUAGUGCAUGUGCUGGAGGAAUUAAAGGCUGCUCGUUCUUCUAAUCGAACUAAUUUUGCAAUCACUUAUCCGAUUACUCACUUAAAGGAUGGCAGGGAAGUGUAUAAUGGGCAUCAACUUGGUGGGGUUACUGUGCACAGCAAAGACCGGGUGAAGUCUGCAGAAGCCAUUCAGCUCACCUACUACUUGCAGGCAAUCAACUCCUUGAAUGACAUGGUGGCAGAAAAGUGGGAAUCCAUUUUUUGUGACACUGUUGAACUUUUCCAGAAAUCCAACAGGAAAGUCAAAAUGUAUCCUUUUACUUCUUCUUCGCUGAAGGAGGAUUUCCAGAAGACGAGCAGGGUGUCAGAACGCUACCUGAUCACAAGCUUGGUCCUUGUGGUCACCUUGGCCAUUCUCUGCUGCUCCAUGCAGGAUUGUGUCCGCAGCAAACCCUGGCUUGGCCUGCUGGGAUUGCUGACCGUGACCCUUGCCACCCUGACUGCAGCCGGGAUCAUCAAUCUCACUGGUGGGAAAUACAAUUCCACCUUCCUGGGGAUCCCCUUCGUCAUGUUAGGUCAUGGGUUAUAUGGGACUUUUGAAAUGUUGUCCUCCUGGAGAAAAACUAGAGAAGACCAACAUGUUAAAGAGAGGACUGCAGCCGUAUUUGCAGACUCCAUGCUCUCGUUUUCCCUCACCACUGCCAUGUACCUGGUCACUUUUGGAAUAGGUGCCAGUCCCUUCACUAACAUUGAAGCAGCCAGGAUUUUCUGCUGCAAUUCCUGUAUUGCAAUUUUCUUCAACUACCUCUAUGUACUCUCCUUUUAUGGUUCCAGCCUGGUGUUUACUGGCUACAUAGAAAACAACUACCAGCAUAGUAUCUUCUGUAGAAAGGUACCAAAGCCAGAGGUAUUGCAAGAGAAGCCUGCAUGGUAUAGGUUUCUUCUGACAGCCAGAUUCAGUGAGGACACAACGGAUUCAGAGGAAACGAACACUUACGAGAGUCAUCUUUUGGUGUGGUUCCUUAAACGCUAUUAUUGUGACUGGAUAACAAACACUUACGUCAAGCCUUUUGUAGUUCUCUUUUACCUUGUUUAUAUUUCCUUUGCCUUAAUGGGCUACCUGCAGGUCAGUGAAGGGUCAGACCUGAGCAACAUCGUAGCGACCGCUACACGGACCAUUGAGUAUACAGCUGCUCAGCAGAAGUAUUUCAGUAACUAUAGCCCGGUGAUUGGGUUCUACAUCUACGAGUCGAUAGAGUACUGGAACACCAGUGUCCAGGAGGACGUGCUGGAGUAUACCAAGGGCUUUGUGAGGAUAUCUUGGUUUGAGAGCUACUUAAAUUACCUUAGGAAACUCAACAUAUCUACUGGAUUGCCCAAGAAAAAUUUCACCGAUAUGUUGAGGAACUCCUUCUUGAAAGCCCCUCAGUUUGCCCAUUUUUCAGAGGAUAUCAUCUUUUCCAAGAAAUACAACAACGAAGUUGAUGUCGUGGCCUCCAGAAUGUUCCUGGUGGCCAAGACAAUGGAAUCCAAGAGGGAAGAACUUUAUGACCUCCUGGAAACCCUGAGGAAGCUCUCUCUCACCUCCAAGGUGAAAUUCAUCGUUUUCAAUCCAUCAUUUGUGUACAUGGAUCGUUACGCCUCUUCAGUGGGAGCCCCCUUACAAAACUCCUGCAUUAGUGCUUUAUUUCUGCUCUUCUUCUCUGCAUUCCUGGUGGCAGACUCUCUGAUCAAUGUAUGGCUCACUCUAACUGUUGCCUCGGUUGAGUUUGGAGUUAUAGGUUUUAUGACCUUGUGGAAAGUGGAACUAGAUUGUAUUUCUGUGUUGUGCUUGAUUUACGGAAUUAAUUAUACAAUUGACAACUGUGCUCCACUGUUAUCAACCUUUGUCCUGGGCAAAGAGUUCACAAGAACUAAAUGGGUGAAAAAUGCCCUGGAAGUGCAUGGGGUAGCUAUUUUGCAGAGCUACCUCUGCUAUAUUGUUGGUCUGAUUCCUCUUGCAGCUGUGCCUUCAAAUCUGACCCGUACACUGUUCAGGUGCUUGUUUUUAAUAGCAUUAGUCACCUUCUUUCACUGCUUUGCCAUUUUACCUGUGAUAUUGACUUUUUUGCCACCGUCCAAGAAGAAGAGGAAAGAGAAGAAGAAUCCUGAAAACCGUGAGGAAAUAGAGUGUGUUGAAAUGGUGGAUAUGGAUAGCACUCGAGUGGUUGACCAAAUUACAACAGUCUAACUUG